Molecule: messenger RNA, 1686 nt
Organism: Phaeodactylum tricornutum CCAP 1055/1
Lineage: Eukaryota; Bacillariophyta; Bacillariophyceae; Surirellales; Neidiaceae
Exons: 2
Coding region: 79-1686 (535 amino acids)
Cellular component (GO): endomembrane system
Molecular function (GO): acyltransferase activity
Source: RefSeq, a predicted model, not a curated record
CACAAAUCCAUGCAAGAAGUUCUGCGAACACUGGUACGCUUAUUGCCAUGCGCAAAGGAUCACCCUUCAUUUCCGUAAAUGUUCGCCGCCAUGAACGGGAGGAGAUUGAGCAACGGGACCGAUUCCACUCGAAGGCUGCUUCAUCGUGAAGAUUGUGGCGGUUCUAGUGGAGUCCGAUCAUCGCGACCAGUACCGAAUUCAUCGAGACCGCAGACACAAAGAGUCCGCUUUCCGGAUGAAGAUCGGGAAAGUGUCGAUGGAACUCUGGAUAGCUUAUUUGGUUUGAUCACCGCCGCCUUGGCAACUGCUUGUUCAGCAGGUCUCUUUACUAUGUUACCAUUUUCCUUGGCUGCGUAUCGGAGAUUGGCUUCACAAUUGGGAGCGUCAUCGAUCCUCGAUGCAUUGGCGCUGUUGCUCCCGAAUACGAGAAUCUGUUUAUCUGGGGAUUCUGAUAUACCGAGUCCAGUAGGAACUUCGAUUCUGGUGUCUAACCAUUUGAUGGAUGGGGACUGGUGGGCGCUAUUAAUGCUGGGGCGGUGCGUUGGGCUUCGAGGGAGUAUUAAGUUCUUCCUUCGAAACGAGUAUUUUAAUCUCAAACUUCACAACUCAGAUUCCGCGACAAGUCGAUCUAACUCAACCACAAUUGCUACGAGUAAAGCGGUGGGAACUGCUGUUCACAUUCGGAACGAGAACGCCCAGGCCAGUUCAUCGUUGCCGCGAGUCUCGCACCUGCGCGAGGGCUCUACCUCUCACGGCAUUGCCAUCAUGGCAAAUCUUCUCCACCAGUUUCUUGAGUUCCCGCUGCUGAGUGGGGACGACCACACUGCUGACAGAGAACAGCUAGUUCGACUGCUGAGGUCGUUUGCACACGACAAUGCAUCGGCCCCUGUUCAUUUGCUGUUCUUUCCAGAAGGAUGGUCGCUCCACAAUGGUGCUGACCGAACAGCAAUAUUGGCCAAGAGUAACGAAUUUGCUCAACGAGAAGGCCGCCCGCAAUUAAAGCACCUGUUGCUGCCCCGUGCUCGUGGUUUCAACGCAAGUCUUGAAUGUUUACGAGAAUCCAGUCCAGUAGUCUACGAUGUCACGAUGGCCUACAGUGGGUACAAUGGAUCGCUUCCACCUUCUAUUGAGCUUACCUUUCCCGCCUUGUGGAAACUGCUUCGUGGGUUCCCUCGUGAAAUACACAUCCGAAUCAAGCGAUACAGCAUGGAAGAGGUUACUCAGGACUCAUCUUGGCUAGAUCAAAAGUGGGCAGAAAAGGAUCGUCUUUUGAGUCACUUUGCUCGGCAUCAAACCUUUCCUGCUGAUAACCGAGGCUACUGCCGACAUCGAGUCUUUGAUACGAGAACGCAUGCGUUUGAAUCUUCCAUCAUCGCACUUGGACGCUUGCUGCUAUUGCCAUUGGCUGUUCCGUUGUUCGUUUUGGUAUCUAUCCCAAUAUUUUGGGCCUUGAUGUGGUUGUGGCUGGCACACUGGGCUUAUCGGCAACUAUUUGGUCGGGUAGAACAGUCGUCGUCCAACGGAGGCUCGUCUGGGAGUGUCGGAAGUGCUGGUGCAGGUACCACACCUGGUACUUCGUCCGCUUCCGGAACACCCUUCUUCCCAGCUACUCCGUUUGCGUCUCCAACGGUGACUUCCUGGCGUGACAUGUUCUCAAAGAGUGCCUCAUCAUCGUCGCCAUCUUAA